This is a messenger RNA of Microcebus murinus (gray mouse lemur), 3376 nucleotides long. Lineage: Eukaryota; Metazoa; Chordata; Mammalia; Primates; Cheirogaleidae. The record is from RefSeq and is a predicted model, not a curated record.
CCCCGGCGCAGGCGCGAGGGCAGGCGCGGCGCCUCUGUCGGGUCGGUUCCCGAGGCAACAGCGCCCAACAGGUCCUGCCCAGCAGAGCCUGUGCCGUCUCCUGAGCCAGAGUCCCCCGCCGCCAUGUGCGCCGCCGAGGUGGACCACCACGUAGCCCGGAGAUACCUGCUCAAGCGGCGGCUCGGGAAGGGGGCCUACGGCAUUGUGUGGAAGGCAGUGGACCGGAGGACUGGUGAGGUUGUUGCCAUCAAGAAAAUCUUUGAUGCCUUUAGAGAUAAGACAGAUGCCCAGAGAACGUUCCGGGAAAUCACACUCCUCCAGGAGUUUGGGGACCAUCCCAACAUCAUCCGCCUCCUUGACCUGAUGCGGGCAGAGAAUGACAGGGAUAUCUACCUGGUGUUGGAGUCUAUGGACACUGACCUGGAUGCCGUCAUCAGGAAGGGCGGGCUGCUGAGGGACGUCCACAAGCGCUACAUCUUCUACCAGCUCCUGCGGGCCACCAAGUUCAUCCACUCAGGGCGAGUCAUCCACCGGGACCUGAAGCCGUCCAAUGUCCUCUUGGAUGCCAACUGUGUGGUGAAGCUCUGUGACUUUGGCCUGGCCCGCUCUCUGAGCAACUUCCCUGAGGGGCCUGAGGGCCAGGCCCUGACCCAGUAUGUGGCGACACGCUGGUACCGAGCUCCGGAGGUGCUACUGUCCUCAAGCUGGUACACCCCCGGGGUGGACAUGUGGAGUCUGGGCUGCAUCCUGGGGGAGAUGCUUCGAGGGCGGCCCCUGUUCCAGGGCGCGUCCACGCUCCACCAGCUGGAGCUGAUCCUGGAGACCAUCCCGCCUCCAUCCGAGGGGGGUGAGCAUGUGUGCAGGCGUGCAGACCUCCUGGCCCUCGGCUCAGGCUACAGCUCCUCCAUUCUGCACGGCCUGGGGUCCCGGUCACAACAGACGCUAGACACCAUCCUGCCACCAGACACACCCCCAGAGGCCCUGGACCUCCUCAGGCUACUCCUGGUGUUUGCCCCUGACAAGCGGCUCAGCGCUGCCCAGGCACUGCAGCACCCCUACGUGCAGAGGUUCCACUGCCCUGGCCAAGAGAGGACUCAGGAGGCGGAUGUGCAGCUCCCAGUGCACGAAGGAGUCCAGCUCUCUGCGUCUGAGUAUCGCAACCGCCUCUAUCAGAUGAUCUUGGAGCGGAGAGGCAACAGCCACGUCCGGAAAGAGGAGGGCUUGGGGGUCGCCCCUCUACGAACAAAGCCAAGGCCCUCUGGGACCCAGGUGCACCUGCUCAAGCCCAGAACCGGCACCCAGCAUCUCUCAAGGGCACCUGCACAAAACCCCAGACUCAGGCCUCAGAAUAGCCCCAGUCCUGAUCUGGAGCAUGAUUCCCCCAGUGCAGCAAGGGACAUUUCCAGGCAGAACUUGGCCCCCCUGCCCCAACCUGCACCCCCUGGGACAGAGGCAGAGUCCCCCUCAGCACCCUCUCGGGUGAAGCCCAACAUGAGAGGGGUGGUGCCUUCCCUGACCUGGCAGGCUGCGGCCCAAGUAGCCAACCAAGCCUUGAUCCGCAGUGACUGGACCCAGCCCUGUGGGGUGAGGGCGGCUGGCGUGCCACUGGUCCCUCCACGGCUGCCCUCAGAGCCCCGGCCUGGCCGGAGGAUGUUCAGCUCCUCUGCCUUGCAGGAGGCCCAGGGGGCUGCCCGGGCCACACUCGGCGGCUACUCCCAAGCCUAUGGUACCAUCUGCCACUCAGCACUGGGCCGUCUGCCUCUGCUCCCAGGACCACACGCGUGAGCUGCUCUACCUGCCUUGGCCCCAGCCGCCUGAGUCCCCUCCCUCUCUGCAUGGCCACAUUCAAGUUUGGGGAGAUUUGGCCUCUUUAGGGAAGAUGAGGACCCCACCCGUCCCAAUGACUUCCUCCAAUAAAGGCUGUCUGUCCCCCACCUAACCAUCCAUUUUUCAUCCACCCCCUUCUGAGGGGCUUCCUCUAAAGCCACAUCACCUCCACCCCUUUCCUGGAGCCCAUCCUUGUCUGAGGACCCUGCCACCCCUGAGCCCAGUGGGAAGAUGCAGUGGCUACUGUCUGCUAUCACCCUGUGGCUCCUGCCACGCGCCGCCUCACGGGCACCUAGCACAGGGCUUUUCUCCAGGCUCACGCCACCUAAGGCCAGCCUGUGGGAGCACCUUAGCUCCAGCUUCCUGUCCUCUGUCCAUAGUGCCUUGCUGCCUGCACCAUCAGACACCAGCCUGGGGCUGCUACAGGGUCCAGGCUGUACCUCGGGUGGGCCUGCCAUUGCCUGGGUACAAGCCACCACAGAACCAUGCUUACCACCCUAGACUAGAGUCCUGCUCCUCCCCUAGCCCCCAAAUGUCCCCUGCCCUUUCUCCAAAGUUGGUGGCCACAGCCUAUGUCCUGCCAUCACAGUGACUGCACCUGGCUUGUCUCCAGGUCUUAGUAGGGGAGGGCGGGGGAUGAGGUAUCUUGUUGGGCUUAAGACUACCUCCUCUGGUUCCCCACCAGGCAAAGGACCUGGUGUGAGUUCAGGCCAGGGGUAUGGUGGGCUAAAGAGAUGAAAGGGGCCCAGUGGACACAAAGCUGUGUCCCAUGGUACCAUGGGUGCCCUGAACCGCAUCUGACCCUGGGCUUAGGCCAGAACACAGCAGGGCCACAUCCCAGCUGCCUGGCAGUAGAGCUCGAAGUCUAACAGGUACAAGUGCUGCUGUAGGGGUGGGGCUGCCAGGAGCAGGGAGUCCUGGUCUGUGACAAAAGCCACUGGCCACGCUGGGGAAGCCAGAGGACAAUGUGUGGGCAGUGGGAGCUGAGCAGAAGGUGGGAGCUUGCACCACAAUGUGCUGGGUCCAGACUGGGUGACCAAGAGAGAUUUGGGAAGCAGAGAGAACUGGGCUUGGGGACGAUUCAGAGGAGGCAGAGGGAGGAGAGGGAGGGGCCAAAGGUGAGCCACAGGUGGGGCCAAGGAGGUUGUUCCUGAUGGGCAGCCGAGGAGGUUGAGCUUCCAGAGCCUGAGGCAUCACCCCAUGAUGACUGAUAAGCAGGACAGAAGAGGCCAGGGAGGGACUCAGGCUGGACAGGAGCUGCAGGAUGAGGCUGGGAUGGGCCAGCCGGACUUGGUGUGCACAGGCCCCAGGUGAGUGCCCACACUGAGGGCUGAGCAUUGUGGGGAGGGGCACAGCCACGCAGCAGGCAGGGGCAGGAAGCAGGAGAUGCUGGGGGAGGAGCUCGAAGGACACAUGCGGAGGGGUCUCUACUGCUCCCACAGGGAUGGGCGGUGGUGUCCACAAGGGAAAUUGGGAAGGUCACCAAUUUAGCUGAAGGUUAAAGCCUGUAACAUAUAACUAAGUGAUUAUAUAUAUUUGGAAUACAUUG